This is a messenger RNA of Erigeron canadensis, 516 nucleotides long. Its product is annotated as ATP-dependent DNA helicase PIF1-like. The record is from RefSeq and is a predicted model, not a curated record. NCBI's taxonomy places the organism in Eukaryota, Viridiplantae, Streptophyta, Magnoliopsida, Asterales, Asteraceae. The coding region runs from base 1 to 516 and encodes 171 amino acids. The transcript has a single exon.
AUGAGCCCAGAAUUAUAUUCUCCAGACUUUCUAAACCGAAUAAAGAUUUCUGGUCUUCCGAAUCAUAAUAUAACUCUGAGGGAAGGUGCUCCUGUCAUGUUGCUUAGAAAUGUUGAUCAGCAACAAGGUCUUUGCAAUGGUACUCGAUUGCAGGUAAAACGUCUAUGUGAACAUGUUAUUGAGGCAAUUGUUAUUUCUGGAAGUCACGUUGGUCAUAUCACAUAUAUCCCCCGUAUGAAAUUGACAAGUUCCGAUAAGAAACUGCCUUUCCAAUUUCAGCGACAAUUCCCACUUUUCGUUUGUUUUGCGAUAACUGUCAACAAAAGUCAGGGACAAUCGUUAGGGAGGGUUGGCCUCUAUCUACCUAAGCCGGUAUUCACGCAUGGACAACUUUACGUUGCAUUGUCGAGGGUCAAGAGUAGCCAAGGACUGAAGGUGCUUAUUUGUGAUCAACAAGGCCAUCCAACAAACCAUACGACAAAUGUUGUAUAUAAAGAAGUUCUUCAGGGCCUCUGA